Molecule: messenger RNA, 3750 nt
Organism: Danaus chrysippus (African queen)
Lineage: Eukaryota; Metazoa; Arthropoda; Insecta; Lepidoptera; Nymphalidae
Source: the annotation of a GenBank genome assembly
AUGGACACAGUGCAAGCGAAAAUGAUAAUUAGCGUGAUAUUCUUUUGUUUAGUGACGGGUGCGGUGCAUACGGAAGCGCCUGUAGAUGCCUGUUUCCGUGUGCCCGUAAAGAACAGUGUGGAGUGCAAUGUACGAACUCUGUCGGCGGACCGGGAUGUUGUUGGUUCGAUGCACUCGGACGGCGCGAAGAGGCUUGCGAUCCGCUGCGGCUCUGAUCACCUCGAGAGCACGCUUAAAGAUCACUACUUUGUAAAAAUGCAAGGUUUGAUGGAAAUAGUUUUGACCGAUUGCAAAAUACUUCGCCUGCCAGGUAACGUCUUUGAAGGUCUACGUGGAUUGAAAACUCUGGAGCUACGUACCAUGAACAACCAUUGGGGCCACAAUAAAGAAUUAGAAUUAUCUCUUGGUGCCUUUAAUGGUUUGCGAGAACUUCACACUUUGGACCUGGGGUAUAACAAUAUAAGAAAAAUACCAGCUGACCUCUUUUGUGCGUUGGAAAAUAUUAUUUCGCUUAAUUUAACGCGAAACAAAAUAAAGUUUGUCGAUGAAUUGGGAUUCGGACACAAAUGUGGUUCAAUACUUCAAACUAUCGAUUUAAGCUACAAUGACAUCAUGUCUUUGCCAGCUGACUCUGAAAUAUUACAUCUGCGGAGGCUAAAUCAGUUAUUCUUACAAAACAAUAAAAUAAGUGAACUGCCGGCCGAAGUUUUUAGCGACCUGCUUUCGUUAAAAGUUGUAAAUCUAUCGGAAAAUGCUAUAAAUUACCUACCGGAAGGUUUAUUUCAGAAUACAAAGGAAAUUCGUGAAAUUUAUCUUAACUAUAAUGAUUUGGAAAUAUUACCGAAGAAAUUAUUUAAUAGACUGGAACAAUUAGUUGUGUUAGAUCUUUCAGCGAAUAAAUUAAAGGGCGACCAUAUAGAAGAUGAAACGUUUGGAGGUUUAAUAAGAUUAAUUGUGCUUGACUUGUCCCACAAUGCCCUAAGUGGCGUUACUAGAAACAUGUUUAAAGAUUUAUUUUUUUUACAGAUUCUUAACUUAAGCAAUAAUUCGAUAAGUUUUAUUGAAGAUAACGCAUUUUCACCAUUAUUUAAUCUGCAUACCUUAAAUUUAGGACUCAAUAAGCUUCAUUCUAUCGGAGAUCACGUUUUUAAUGGCCUUUUUAUUUUAAAUAAAUUAAAUUUAAACAAUAAUAUGUUAUCAUCCAUUGCCGUUGACGGGUUUAAAAACUGCUCGGAUCUUAAAGAAUUAGAUCUUAGCUCUAACAAAUUGUCGAAAGUUCCAGAAGCCAUAUUACAAUUAUCGUUUCUGAAGUCAUUGGAUCUCGGAGAGAAUAUAUUGAUAGAGAUAUCAAACAACUCGUUUCAAAACUUAUCUCAGUUGACUGGUUUGCGUUUAAUCGACAAUCAAAUUGGAAACCUUACUGCGGGAAUGUUUUGGGGCUUGCCUAGCCUCCAAGUCCUCAAUUUGGCAAAAAAUAAAAUACAAUCUAUUGAGACCGAAACCUUUCAAAAGAACCUGCAAUUGGAAGCCGUUCGAUUGGACGGCAACUUUAUUUCUGAUAUAAACGGGGUAUUUGUGUCACUAACAAAGUUGUUAUGGCUUAAUCUAUCUGAGAAUCAUUUAGUAUGGUUUGAUUAUGCUUUCAUUCCAUCUAGUCUAAAAUGGUUGGAUAUACAUGCUAAUUUUAUAGAAGUGUUAGGUAAUUAUUAUAAAAUUCAAAAAGAUUUGCAUGUUAAGACGUUAGAUGCGAGUCAUAAUCGUAUAGUCACACUGUCUGCUUUAUCCAUACCAAAUAGUGUCGAGUUACUCUUUAUCAAUAAUAAUUUCAUUUCUAGCGUGGCACUCGAUACAUUCUUAGAGAAGAGCAAUUUGACACGGGUUGAUAUGUAUGCCAAUGAAAUUGAAAGUUUAGAUAUGAAUAGCUUACGUAUCUCUAGAGUUGAUGAUAAAGCUUUACCCGAAUUCUAUAUCAGUGGAAACCCAUUUAAAUGUGACUGCACGAUGAAAUGGUUGUUACUUAUAAAUUCUCUAACAUCAAAUCAAUACCCGCGCGUAAUGGAUUUAGAUAAUGUUAUAUGUAAGGAAUCAUAUGUUAGAGGUGUUAAAUUUCAUUCUGUUAGUUCAUUUCAUACAAAAGAUUUUCUUUGUAAAUAUGACAGUUAUUGUCCAGAAGAUUGUCAUUGUUGCGAUUUUACAUUUUGCAAUUGCAAAACGGUAUGUCCAAAUAACUGUUCAUGUUAUCACGAUUCAACAAAGACCACAAAUGUUGUCGAUUGUUCUGUAAAACAAUUGAAUAUGGUGCCGCGGGAAUUCCCGACGAACGCAACGCAUAUUUAUUUGGAUGGAAAUCAUUAUAAUGAACUUAAUGAAACCGUUUUCGAGUACAUGCGUAAAUCAAUAGUUCUAUAUUUAAAUUCUAGUAAUAUUAAUACAAUACAAAACAAUACAUUUCGUGAACUGAUUGACUUAAAAAUACUUCAUUUGGAAAAUAAUAAAAUAAAACGUCUGCAGGGGCUCGAAUUUGCUAGGUUGAAUAACUUAAAAGAAUUAUAUCUUCAGAAUAAUUUAAUCGAGUUCAUAUCAAACUCAAGUUUUUCUAUGCUCAGUGCCCUUGAAGUGUUACGAUUGGAUGGUAAUAAAUUAAUCAACUAUGGCUUGUGGCAUUUAGAUAACAAUAAAAAAUUACAAUCCUUAUUUUUGGGAAAUAAUUACUGGUCUUGUCACUGUAAAUAUUUACAGGGAUUUCUGAUUUACAUUUCACAGAACGUUGAAAAAGUAAUAGACCUCCAUAAUCUGUGGUGCUUGAAUGAUAAUGUAAGCCCAGCAAAGAAGCCAUUGAAUUUAAAUGUGACAGUGUGCAGCGAAAUAAGUGAUAGCUCAAUGAUAAGCGCCUUCUUCGUUUCCCACAACAUACCAUUACUAGCGUCGGCUCUCACUGGCUUCAUGCUGAUUUUAUUAAUAUUAGCUUUAGUAUUCACAUUUAGAUACGCUUGCAGAAUGUGGUUGUAUUCUAAUUGCGGUAUUAAGCUUUCGCCCUUAGCGGGCGCCUUUAACGACGCUGAUAAGCUUUAUGACGCUUACAUUUGUUAUAGUCCCAAGGAUGAGGAAUUUGUCGUGGAGUCUUUAGCGCGGGAGCUGGAAAACGGUUAUCCCUCAUACCAUUUAUGUCUACAUUACAGAGACGUACCGCAAUUUGAAGCAACAUAUGCUCAGUUUCCCGAUUUGGUAGUCGAAGCGACAGAGGCGUCGAGACGUAUUAUAGUGGUAUUAUCUAAAAACUUUAUAUUAACUGAAUGGUCACAAAUAGAAUUUAGGCAAGCGUUACAGAGAGCUCUUCGUAAAAAUCCUCAUAAGUUAAUUGUAGUCGUCGUAGGGCUACUAGCUCGAGAUCCGGAAUUAAAAUCAUAUUUCAAAAGUGGUUUGGAGAUAACAUGGAAAGAGAAAAGAUUUUGGGAACGAUUACGAUAUGCGAUGCCGUCAUGUAAGCGACGCGGGCACAAAUUGAAGAGGCUUAAUUAUGGAAGAAAUUCCAACACGUACACAAUGGACGCGUCGGUGCUAAAUAGUACCUGUCAAACGCUGUGCGGCAAAUCCGCAAAUUCAGUAGAACGUUCUCCUUGUGACAGGCCGUUGUCCGAGCACAUAUAUUCCACUAUAGAUUCGGAUUAUUCGUCAAACGAUUUCCAAGGCCGCCAUAAUCACCAACAAUCAGUGGUCUUGCAUCACACAGUUCAAACGUACCUGGUCUAA